This is a messenger RNA of Syzygium oleosum, 2545 nucleotides long. Its product is annotated as subtilisin-like protease SBT3.4. The record is from RefSeq and is a predicted model, not a curated record. Lineage: Eukaryota; Viridiplantae; Streptophyta; Magnoliopsida; Myrtales; Myrtaceae. The transcript is spliced from 10 exons. Bases 157 to 2478 code for a protein of 773 amino acids. Gene Ontology annotation, biological process: proteolysis. Gene Ontology annotation, molecular function: serine-type endopeptidase activity.
CAAGGAUUCUUAAAGUGGGCAUUGUAUUGUUCUCUAAUGCAUCGACUUUCUAUAUUAGGUAGUUGCUAAAGUAGCAAGUGAUCAAUCUCGCAAUCCUGAAUUUCACUUCAUCUCCACCGGUUUGUGAAAAUUACAAAACAUUGGCUAGACACCACGAUGAGAAACUUGGGAAAUUUGCUGGUGGUCAUAUGUUUUCUUCUUGGGCAAUGUGGCAUCAUUAGAACGGUGAAGGCAAAGAGCAAUGUUCAUAUCGUGUACCUUGGAGCGAGAAAGCAAGACGAUCCUGCAUUGGAGACCGCUUCGCAUCAUGACAUGCUUGCUUCAGUAAUUGGGAGCAAGGACGCGGCUGCCAAAUCGAUUUUGUACAGCUAUAGGCAUGGCUUCUCUGGUUUUGCUGCAAAGCUGACUGAGUCUCAGGCGCAAGAACUCGCCGAAUUCCCCGGGGUUGUCCGCGUCAUGCCUAAUACCCUUUUCCGCCUGCAAACUACUAGGAGCUGGGAUUUCCUCGGUCUCUCUCCUUCUCAUUCACCCACCAGUCUCCUUUACAAUAGCAGAAUGGGCGAUGGAGUUAUAGUAGGCAUGCUAGAUUCAGGAAUUUGGCCGGAGUCAAAGGCAUUCAAUGAUGAAGGCCUCGGACCAAUCCGGUCACGCUGGAAAGGCGGUUGCGAACCGGCGGAGCAAUUUGAUCCAGCCAAACACUGCAACAGAAAGAUAAUUGGGGCUCGUUGGUUCGUGGACGGAUUCCUGGCAGAGUAUGGAAAACCAUUGAAUGCCUCGGGAGACCGAGAGUUCUUGUCACCAAGAGAUGCAAAUGGACAUGGAACUCACACGUCCAGCACUGCCGCGGGUUCUUUUGUGAGCAAUGUUAGUUAUAAAGGAAUUGGGUAUGGAGUGGCGAGAGGCGGUGCUCCCCAUGCCCGGCUAGCGAUAUACAAGGUGUGCUGGAACGUGCUCGGUGGACAGUGCUCAUCUGCAGACAUAUUGAAAGCAUUUGAUGAGGCAAUUCAUGAUGGAGUUGACGUGCUAUCUCUGUCUAUUGGGGCUGCGAUUCCUCUCUUCUCCGAUGUGGAUGACCGAGAUGGUAUUGGUACCGGUGCGUUCCAUGCUGUGGCACGAGGAAUAACUGUAGUUUGUGGAGCCGCCAAUGAUGGACCGGGGGCUCAAACGGUGCAGAACACAGCGCCGUGGAUACUAACUGUCGGAGCAAGUACCAUGGACCGAGCCUUCCAUACUCUCAUAACCCUCGGAAACAACGAAACGUUAGCGGGCCAAGCCAUAUACACAGGAAAGGAAAUCAGCUUUACGAGUUUGCUAUAUCCGGAAGGCACAACCCUCGACCCUACUUCGGCAGGGACAUGUGAAGGUCUCUCUCCUAAUGCAACACUGAUGGCUGGGAAAGUGGUCCUGUGCUUCACCUACAUGGCACGUAGGGUCGCAGUAACUAUUGCCACAGCAGCCGUGAAGGCAUCUGGGGGUGUUGGCCUUAUUGUUGCCAAGAAUCCAAGUGACGGGUUGGCUCCAUGCAGCGGCGACUUCCCCUGUGUCGAGGUGGAUUAUGAGAUUGGAACCCGAAUUCUGUUUUACUUCCGCUCGGCAAGAUUCCCAACGGUGAAAUUGAGCCGGACUAUAACUGCUGUUGGCAAAGCAGUCCCAGCAAAGGUUGCCUUUUUCUCUUCCAGAGGGCCGAGCUCUAUUUCCCCAGCUGUUCUCAAGCCAGAUGUAGCAGCACCCGGGGUGAACAUACUAGCCGCCACUUCUCCCUUCGAUCCGUCAGAGGACAAUGGAUACGCGAUGCACUCAGGAACUUCUAUGUCGACUCCUCAUGUCGCGGGCAUCGUGGCACUCCUCAAAGCGCUUCACCCGGAUUGGUCACCGGCAGCAGUUAGAUCGGCCCUCGUAACUACCGCCUGGAGGAGCAAUCCGUCGGGUUUUCCUAUAUUUGCCUCGGCAUCUCCUCUGAAACUGGCCGACCCGUUCGACAUGGGAGGCGGCAUUGUGAACCCGAACUCCGCAGCCGAACCGGGUCUAGUCUAUGACGCGGGCAUGCCCGACUACAUCGUCUACCUAUGCGCCAUGGGUUACAACGACACCGAGAUCUCUCAUCUGACCAAUAAACCCACUCCUUGCCCUGCUAGAAGGCCCUCCGUCACCGACGUGAACCUCCCCUCCAUAACCAUACCGAGCCUUAGGAGCUCGGUCACCGUAACCAGGACAGUCACGAACACCGGACCCCCGCGAUCGAGAUACUGGGCCGUGAUUGAGCCGCCCUCCGGCACCAUGGUGACGGUGAAGCCUCGCGUCCUGGCGUUCAAUCGGAAAACCAAGAAGAUGGCCUUCGCAGUCACGGUCCGUGCCGUCGCACCGGUGAACACGGGAUACUACUUCGGAAGCUUGGUUUGGACCGACGGGGUGCAUGCCGUGAGGAGUCCCCUGGCCGUCAGGAUAGUGAACCAAACACCAUUCUAUUUAGCUGAAUAGAAGGUACAAAAGCAUGCUGUAAUCCUAACAAAAGCAAAUACAAAAUCGCGCGUGCUUUCGAUUAACA